AUGGCAAGUGAAAAGCCAAGCAAGCUUCCAGACGACAUCACUUUAGGUUUUAUUGGCGCUGGCAAAAUGGGAAAGGCAAUCUGUGGUGGCCUAAUCAAUGCAGGCAUGGUGAAGCCCAGAAACAUUUCAGUUCAUGACCGGAAUACAAACAUGUUGGAUUCUAUCAGGGGUUUGGGCGUGACUAUUGCCAAGGACAACGGAGACGUUGUCAGGAGAAGUCAGUUUGUAAUACUGGCUGUGAAGCCCCACAUAGUGCCCAUAGUGCUUAAAGAGAUUAACAGAGUUGUCGAACCGAAUAAUCUGAUAGUCUCCAUAGCAGCUGGUGUUACCAUAGCAACCAUUGAAAAUCUCCUGCCAGCAAAAACACGGGUGAUACGAGUAAUGCCGAAUACACCAGCCCUGGUGCAGACAGGUGCGGCAUACGUGUCCCCGGGGACCUCUGUGAAAGAAGGGGACGUGGACCUAGUGGCAGAGAUCUUUAGUAGUGUGGGCAUAUGUGAAGUGGGCAGAGAAGAACUGCUGGAUGCUAUAACAGGUCUCAGUGGCAGUGGGCCAGCUUAUAUUUAUGCUGCGAUUGAGGCCAUGGCAGAUGGAGGCGUGAAGAUGGGUUUGCCCCGAGAUAUGGCUCAGCGAUUGGCUGCUCAGACUGCCAUGGGUGCUGCUAAGAUGGUUUUGGAGACUGGUAAACACCCAGGGCUUCUAAAGGAUGAGGUCUGCUCACCAGGGGGUACCACUAUAGCUGCGAUGCACCGACUCGAAAAGGGUGGAUUCCGGGGAGCAUUGAUAGAUGCCAUCGAGGCAGCGACAUUGCGAUCUCAGGAGCUGGGAACAAAAAGCCCUGGAGAAUGAUAACAUUUAUACGUAGGAAAUCUAGUCAUCUUGUCCCAUGAGUUAUUUUCAUGAGUUAUCAGUGGUAAUUUUGGAGCAAAACUUGGUUAUCAAGACAAUCCUGUUAGUCAUUGCCAUCCUGAGAGGUUUGAUAAAAUUACCAAGAUCAGGUUCCAUGUGUUGGUAAAUAACCAUUGUAAGCUACAUGUAUCAAAUUGGUUUGUUAACAGACCAAGCGUAGUGGUCAACAACCAAAAUUCGUUUGCUGCAUAUCAGAUGUGUUGGUUUAUACCAAAUCUAGUGUAAAGCUACACAUACCAAAUUGGUUUGUCCCAAACCAAGUGUAUUAAACAAACCGAUUCAUUCUAUGAAAUGUGUUGGUUUCUACAUGUACCAAAUUUGUUUGUUAUCAGACCAAGUGUAUUGGUCAACAAACCAUAACUUGUUUGCUACAGAUGAAAUGUGAUGGUUUAUACCUAUGGGAUAUCAGCAGGGUUUCUUCUCCCAACAGUGGCUUUAGUGUGAA
Messenger RNA from Liolophura sinensis, 1354 nucleotides. Its product is annotated as pyrroline-5-carboxylate reductase 3-like. Gene Ontology annotation, biological process: L-proline biosynthetic process. Gene Ontology annotation, molecular function: pyrroline-5-carboxylate reductase activity. NCBI's taxonomy places the organism in Eukaryota, Metazoa, Mollusca, Polyplacophora, Chitonida, Chitonidae. The transcript is spliced from 6 exons. The record is from RefSeq and is a predicted model, not a curated record. The coding region runs from base 1 to 849 and encodes 282 amino acids.